Molecule: messenger RNA, 2018 nt
Organism: Gasterosteus aculeatus aculeatus (three-spined stickleback)
Lineage: Eukaryota; Metazoa; Chordata; Actinopteri; Perciformes; Gasterosteidae
Product: para-nitrobenzyl esterase
Source: RefSeq, a predicted model, not a curated record
GGGGGCGCGCGCGGGGGCCGCGCGGCACCACGUGACGACAGCACGUAAGCAGACGCGAGGCUCCGCCCCCUCCGCAGGGCGAGCUGCUCAGUCUGGAACAAAGUCGUUGGGUCGCACCGACAUGAGCGAAGAUGAAUGAGGACGCGUUCGAGGUCCUGGAGAGGGCGGAGUACCGCUACCUGGUGCAGGAGGAGGAGGAGGAGGAGGAGGAGGCGCAGUACGUCCGGCACAGACACUACAUCAGCCCCCUGCUGGUGCUCUCCAGGCGCUGCGUCCUGCUCAUCGGCCUGGGCGUGGCCGCCCUGCUCUCGCUCGCCGCCUACCUGGGCUUCGUGGCCCAGACGCUGCCGCCGGGCGUCGCCCAGGUGACCACGGACUGCGGCCAGUUCCGGGGGAGACACAAAAAUGGAGCCUACUCCUUUAAGGGCGUCCCCUACGCCGCUCCGCCCGUGGGCGACCUGCGCUGGGCGCCUCCGGCCGAGCCCGCGUGCCGGGCCGGCGUGACGGACGCCGGACGCUUCCGCGCCGUUUGUCCUCAGGUGCGCCCGCGGUCCGGCCGGGUGGCGGGCCAGGAGGACUGCCUCUUCCUCAACGUGUGGACGCCCACGCUGGCGCCCGGCGCCGGGCUGCCCGUGGUGCUGUGGAUCCACGGGGGGCGUUUGCACGCGCUCAGUGGGGGGGAGCCGGGAUACUCCCCCACGGAGCAGCUCGCCGCCGACACCCAGGUCGUCUACGUCAGCCUCAACUACCGACUCAACGCCUUCGGCUUCUUGGCUCUGGAGAUCCUGAGAGAAGGUUCCCCAAAGAACACCUCAGGGAACUACGGCUUCAUGGACCAGAUCGCUGCUCUGAAGUGGGUCCAGAGGAACAUCCACGCGUUCGGAGGAGACCCAGAGAGAGUCUCCAUAUGGGGGCAGAGCUCUGGCGGGACCUCGGUUUGGACCCUGAUGACGUCGCCGCUGGCGAAGGGUCUGUUCCACGCGGCGGUGGACAUGAGCGGCUCGUCCGUCCUCAAUGCGUCUCUGGAGCGGGCCGAGGACGACAACCUGGUGUUCCUGAAGAGGACGGGCUGCAGGGACCGGACCUGCCUCCGGCACCUGUCCGUCAAACAAGUCCUGCAGCACGCCGUCCCGUGGCAGGACUACCCGUCCUGGGCCCCAGAGGACUGGAUGGAUCUCCCCACCAGGGGGCGCUUCGCCGGCCCGGUGGCCGUGGUGGACGGUUACGUGCUGGAGGCUCCGCCCUUCGAAGUGUGGGAGAAGGGAGGAGGCCACAGCGACGUCCCCUUUGUCGUCGGGACAACGGAGCAGGAGGUCGACUUCAGCCCAGCGGCAGCCAACAUCUCCAUGUGGACCUGGGGGGACUACCAGUGGUUUGUAACAGAGAAGCUCCAGGCUUUCAGCGCUAAUCUCCCCAGAGAAGCGUUGGCGCUUUAUCCGAGCUCCGCCCCCUGCCCCACCGCGGACCGCUGUCCGGAGAGGGCCUACACCACCAUGGGGUCCGACAUCCGGGCCACCUGCCCCAGCAACGAGCUGGCCCGGGGGGCCGCAGCGGCCCUCCUCAGCCCCGUGUACCGCUACGUGGUGACCCACACGCCCUCGGCGCCGGUGGACGAGUCCUCCGACCUGAUGCCGUUCGCCAGCCGCUUCUCCUUCCACCGCCUGGACGCCCUGGCGCUCUUCGGCGGGCUGGAGGCGGUUCUGGGGAGACCCCCCUCCGAUCGGGACCGGAGCUUCAGGGACCUCCUCACGCGCCACCUGGUCCACUUUGCCAGAACAGGUAAGAUGAAGGAGGAGUGGCCAGAAUACCCAGCAGCCACUGCUCUCCUGUCCGACCAGCUGACCGCUGUCCACAACUACUCGUGGGCUCGCUGUCGGCUGUGGAAGGAGAGCGGCAUGUCUGCGUACGCGUGGUCCACCUGACCACCAGAUCACCCGACCACCAAACCACCCGACCACCUGAUCAUCAGACCACCUGACCACCAGACCACCUGAUCACCAGACCACCUGAUCACCUGA